UGUAAUUAUUCUUGAACACACGGGAAUCAAGCAGAGGUUUACAAACAGUAAGCAGAACCGAGUGAAUUUCCUUGGAAAUGGUUUUUAUGGUGUAGCCUGCCAAAGUUGAAAGUGGUGUAUUUCAGUACCUCGGUGAUUUCCGAGAAACUCAGCGACAUGUCUGUAUUUCGAUGGAUCAGACCAACCAAGCUACUGAAAUCAAAGCGGCUCUGGAUAUUGUUGAUUCUUGCGCUCUCUUCAGUCGGUGUCUAUUUGUUUGGCUUAUCAACGCAGCCUUAUGAAUUAAAUGAAAUACAUGUACAACAACCUAUAGCGACAGAACAAGAUUUUGCCGAGCAAACGGCACGGGUCGAUGAUAAAGAAAAAACAGCGCGGAAAAACCUCAUCAUUGUGUCGCAUGGCCGCUCGGGAUCCACCCUGACAGGCGAUAUUUUCAACCACCAUCCUUCUGUGUUUUACAUGUACGAGCCAUUACAAACGCCGAAGCGAAUUCAGAAAAAGAAAACGAUUAAUGAUUCGGGAUACAACAGUCUCGCUACAGAGUUUCUGACCGGCGUAUUUCGCUGUAAGUUCGAAGACCCAGAUAUCUUGGAUGACAUUGAGGGGUAUUACCGAAAACCCGAGCAUCCACGCAUAAGCCAGUCUAUCGGAUCGCCUCCAUUGUGUCCUUAUCAGAUGACAGACCCAAAAUGGAGUCCGAAGCAUUGCGUGCCCAUGACUAACGAGGUAUUGGGAAGUGCUUGUAAGGACGCUUAUGAUUUAACCGUUCUGAAAAUUCUCAUGUGGCGCAUUCCUAAGAAUAGCAUCGAGACCAUUUUGACUGCUUGCAGUGCCCCAGAUGUCGACUGCAAGGUUAUCUUUCUAGUAAGGGAUCCCCGCGCCAUGAUCCCGUCCUCGAAAAAAAUCGGCUUCUUUGGAGAACAAGGACCUCCGAACGCUUACUUAGGAACGCGACUCUACAGUCAAGAGCGAUGUGCACAAACAGAGGAAAACCUGGAGUUGGUCAGACGUUUACCAGAUUCACUAAGGGAUCGGAUCAAGCUUCUUCGAUAUGAGGAUCUGGCAACAAACCCGCUCAAGGUGCUGGCAGACAUUUACGAAUUUGCUGGGUUACCUGUGUUGGAGAGCGUGCGCACUUGGCUGAACAAAACCACGCGCUCAAGUAGGAACGCCUGUAAUUAUCGGUUGGACGGAGGCCCAGUCACGUGCACUAAGGAUGAUGCAUGGGCCGCAGCAAAUCGAUGGAGAUGGACUGCACAUUUGCAAGAAAUUAAUAUUAUUGAACGCUACUGUGGACGCGUGUUAAGUCUUAUGGGAUACAGGCCAGCGAAUGGGUCCAAUGAGCUGCUGACAAACCGGAAGAUUGCACUCUUUAGUGAUGACUAUGAAGCUAAACAUUGGUUCUUACAUUGAACUAAAUUUACGCGACUCUAGCUACUGGUUACUACUGAUAAAAAAUAAAAAUAUACUAGGUAACUUUAAUUUAACUGUCGAAUGUAUUUAGCGCUGUUGAGCUGUAAAUAAAUAAACAAAUAUUUCAAAUAUAAUAUAAACUAUUAAGAAUCCCAACCGGUGGGAGGAUGACCAAUUGGCUGUUACUUAUAAGAGAUAGUCUAAUUCUGUAGCCACUUCGUCAAAGGAGAAGAUGGAUUCCAGGUGAACCUACACUUCUACGCGCAUGCAUAAACUCAUUUUACGCGAACUUGCACUCCAAAUGGGACUAAUUAUCUCCUAAUUUCCAUACCACGGAAGCUGGAACGUCUAAAAGAAACAAAGCGCCUAGAGAAUUUGCCCUUUUUGAAAAUUAACUAAUCGCCCUAGGCUCCGACAUAGAGCCGAUAUAUCGUAUUUUGCUGCAUCGUUAUCUUGUAAUUAACCAAAAGGCGGUGUUUACAAUGAUAACUAACCUCUGCAGUGCUUUCUUUACUCUAUAAGAUGAACUUAACUCCAGGUCCCAGUUGUUCGAAAGGUGGAUAACGUUAUUCGCCGACUAAACCACUAUGUAGUGGAUUAGUGUUAACAAAACAAACCACGCUAUCCGCUGGAUAGUGAUUUAUUCGAUGGAUAGCGUUAUCCACCUCGUUUCGAACAACCCGGGCCAGCUGUUUUGAGUGCUUGUUUUCCCCGAGUAGGUCGACUCCAGGUCAUACUUAUUUGCCCCCUGAGCAUCCCAUAAUAGCUAUUUGAAAUUGUUAGAAUUCAAAAUGGCCGCCGCGCGUAUUGCCGAAAAGGUCCAUUACACUUAAUCAUUAUUGUACUUCACCUCGAUAAACAACUGCAACUCUUCUUACGACAUGCAUUUUUUUUGUUGGUGUACGGAACGUUAAUGAAGAAAUGUUCGAAUUAUUCAUUUGAAAUUGCAAAUGUUACGUGGGUAUAAAGUUGUAUAAGUGGCUGAAUACAGGAAU
Molecule: messenger RNA, 2408 nt
Organism: Orbicella faveolata
Lineage: Eukaryota; Metazoa; Cnidaria; Anthozoa; Scleractinia; Merulinidae
Product: carbohydrate sulfotransferase 5-like
Biological process (GO): sulfur compound metabolic process; N-acetylglucosamine metabolic process
Molecular function (GO): N-acetylglucosamine 6-O-sulfotransferase activity
Source: RefSeq, a predicted model, not a curated record